AUGAAACCAUCUAACCUGCAAGAUCAUCUGAGAAGAUGCCACCCUGAUAAAACAGAGAAAGAUUUGAAAUACUUUCAAACACUCAAAGAUAAAUUUCAGAAGAGACCUACACUGGACAGAAUGUUCGCUUCGACGUCACAAAGAAAUGAUGAUGGUUUGCGGGCGUCUUACAAUAUCUCGUUACUUAUAGCAAAAUCCGGAAAACCGCAUACUAUCGGAGAGAAGUUAAUUUUGCCAGCCGUUGAAGAGGUUUUAAAAACUGUUUUACACAAACCUGCAUCUGAUAUCAUUAAAAUAAUUCCCUUAAGCAACAAUACUGUUGAAAGACGUAUUGAUGAAAUGAGUUCUGAUAUUAAAAGCUUCUCAUGUAAUUAUUUGCAAACGACCCUUUUCUCUAGACAACUGGACGAGUCAACUUUACCUGAUAAUGCAGCAUUAUUAUUGGCAUAUGUUCGUUUUAUUAUGAAUCAAGAAAUCUACGAAGAACUGCUCUUCGCAAGAACUUUGAUAACCGACACUAAAGGUGAAUCAAUAUUUCAUGUUUUGAAGGAUUACUUCAUUGAAAAAGCAAAUCCUUUAUCAAAUAUAAUAUCAGUAGCUACAGAUGGAGCACCUGCCAUGGACGAUAACUUCGACAUCAAUAGAUAA
Messenger RNA from Acanthoscelides obtectus, 648 nucleotides. NCBI's taxonomy places the organism in Eukaryota, Metazoa, Arthropoda, Insecta, Coleoptera, Chrysomelidae. The record is from the annotation of a GenBank genome assembly.